CGCCCCUCCGCUCUGUGUUAUGUCUAUGUAAUGUCUAUGUAUUGUGUACGCGCUUGCUGGAUGUCCACAGUUGUGUAGCGGGACCAGCAGCGGUUGGUUAGUUGGUUGGUUGUCCCGGGGCCCUCCACCAUGUUCGAUUACCUGGAGUGGGACACCUUCGGACCGUCCGCGGAGCUUCUGGAUCUGUACACCACCAGCUCCAGCCCGACCCCCGGACCGGAGGAGCCAGGGCAGCCCGAUUUGGCGGCGUUUUUCCCGGAGCUGCUGGAGGCUGAGUGGCGCGAGCACCGCUGUUCACAAUCCGUGGAAAGCCAGAGCUCCAGUUGGUGUUCGGAGGACUUGUUGACCAGUCCGCCCUCACCUCCACCCCCUCCCCGCACGUACAAGCCAUGUUUCGUGUGCCAGGACAAGUCCUCUGGGUACCACUAUGGAGUCAGCGCCUGCGAGGGCUGCAAGGGCUUCUUUCGGCGCAGCGUGCAGAAGAACAUGGUGUACACGUGCCACCGUGACCGCAACUGCAUCAUCAACAAGAUCACACGCAACCGCUGCCAGUACUGCCGACUACAGAAGUGUUUCGCUGCGGGCAUGUCCAAAGAGUCGGUGAGAAAUGACCGGAACAAGCGUAAGGGUCACAAGGAGGCGGUGAAGAUGACCAUCAUGGAGACAUACGAGCUGAGCGCAGAGCUGGGUCUGAUCGUGGAGAAGAUCUGCAGAGCUCAUAGAGAGACCUUCCCCUCCCUGUGUCAGCUGGGCAAGUACACCACGAACUCGAGUGCAGAGCAGAGGAUUCAACUAGACCUGGGCUUGUGGGAUAAGUUCAGUGAGCUGGCCACCAAGUGCAUCAUCAAAGUGGUGGAGUUUGCCAAACGUGUGCCAGGCUUCACCGGGCUCACCAUCGCAGACCAGAUCACCCUGCUCAAAGCCGCCUGCCUCGACAUCCUGAUCUUAAGGAUCUGCACACGCUACACUCCAGACCAGGACACCAUGACGUUCUCUGACGGCCUCACACUGACCCGCACACAGAUCCACAACGCGGGCUUCGGCCCACUUACCGACCAAGUCUUCUCCUUUGCCGGACAGCUGCUGCCCCUCCAGAUGGACGACACUGAGAGCGGCCUGCUCAGCGCCAUCUGCCUGGUCUCUGGAGACCGCCAGGACCUGGAGGAGCCGUCAAAGGUGGAGGUGCUCCAGGAGCCACUGCUGGAAGCUCUGAAGGUGUACUCACGCAGACGUAGACCCAGCAUGCCCCUCAUGUUCCCCAAAGCUCUCAUGAAGAUCACCGACCUGCGCACCAUCAGCGCCAAAGGAGCCGAGCGCGUGGUCACCCUGAAGAUGGAGAUCCCGGGCUCCUUACCUCCACUGAUCGCUGAGAUGCUCGAGGACCUUCAGAACCUGCAGAUGAGCCACAGGAGACAGUGUCUUCCUACAACCAGCCCCACCUGCACAACCAGCCCCACAACAAUCCACACGACCAGCCCUGUCUCACAGAUGUCCACCGGGGGCAGGCUCUGAGACGGCAGGGCCACUAGGACUGAGGACAUGCCCAGGAGACGUUUCAUGUUCAAACCCAGGAAGUCAUGAUGUCAAGAUUUUUAUAUAGUUUUAUAUAGUCUCACACUUUCACUUUUAUGAACGUCCACACGUCUACAUGGACAUGCACA
Periophthalmus magnuspinnatus is the source of this 1661-nucleotide messenger RNA. Its product is annotated as retinoic acid receptor beta-like. The record is from RefSeq and is a predicted model, not a curated record. Lineage: Eukaryota; Metazoa; Chordata; Actinopteri; Gobiiformes; Gobiidae. Gene Ontology annotation, biological process: cellular response to corticotropin-releasing hormone stimulus; regulation of transcription by RNA polymerase II; retinoic acid receptor signaling pathway. Gene Ontology annotation, cellular component: nucleus; transcription regulator complex. Gene Ontology annotation, molecular function: zinc ion binding; nuclear glucocorticoid receptor binding; nuclear receptor activity. Bases 130 to 1512 code for a protein of 460 amino acids. The transcript is spliced from 8 exons.